Molecule: messenger RNA, 1294 nt
Organism: Propithecus coquereli (Coquerel's sifaka)
Lineage: Eukaryota; Metazoa; Chordata; Mammalia; Primates; Indriidae
Gene: ZNF260
Product: zinc finger protein 260
Exons: 1
Source: RefSeq, a predicted model, not a curated record
GGAAUGUUGGAAAGCCCUUAGCAUGAAUUACAUCUUCAGCAUGAUCAGAUUCAUACUGGACAGAAACCUUAUGAAUGUAAUGAAUGUAGAAAAACCUUUAGCCUGAAACAAAACUUCACAGAGCGUAAGAAAAUGCAUACCGGCGAGAAAUCACAUGAAUGUACUGAAUGUGGUAAAGUGUUCACUCGAGUCUCAUCCCUUACUCUCCAUUUGAGAAGUCACACAGGAAAGAAAUCAUAUAAAUGUAAUAAAAAAUGCGGAAAAGCCUUCAGCCAGAAGGGAAGCUUCCUUUCUCAUCAGAAACAUCAUACUGGAGAGAAACCUUAUGAAUGUGAGAAAGCUUCUAUUCAGAUGCCAACCCUCAUUACACACCAGAAUAAUCAUACAGGAAACAAACCUUAUGCAUGUAAGGAAUGUGGGAAGGCCUUUAAUGGCAAAUCAUAUCUCACUGAGCAUGAGAAAAUUCAUACUGGAGAGAAACCAUUUGAAUGUAAUCAGUGUGGAAGAGCCUUCAGCCAGAAGCAAUACCUCAUUAAACAUCAGAACAUCCAUAGUGGAAAGAAACCUUUUAAAUGUAAUGAGUGUGGGAAAGCCUUUAGCCAGAAGGAAAACCUCAUUAUCCAUCAGAGAAUCCAUACUGGAGAGAAACCUUAUGAAUGUAAGGGGUGUGGGAAAGCUUUUAUUCAGAAGUCAAGCCUCAUUAGACACCAGAGAAGUCAUACUGGAGAGAAACCCUAUACCUGUAAGGAAUGUGGGAAAGCCUUCAGUGGUAAAUCAAAUCUCACUGAGCAUGAGAAAAUUCAUAUUGGAGAGAAACCCUAUAAAUGUAAUGAAUGUGGAACAAUCUUCAGGCAAAAACAAUACCUCAUUAAACAUCACAACAUUCAUACAGGAGAGAAACCCUAUGAAUGUAAUAAAUGUGGAAAAGCCUUUUCUCGGAUCACUUCACUUAUUGUACAUGUGAGAAUUCAUACAGGUGAUAAGCCUUAUGAAUGUAAGGUAUGUGGGAAAGCCUUCUGUCAAAGCUCAUCUCUUACUGUGCACAUGAGAAGCCAUACAGGUGAGAAACCCUAUGGUUGUAAUGAAUGUGGGAAAGCCUUUUCUCAGUUCUCAACUCUUGCUCUGCAUAUGAGAAUCCACACUGGUGAAAAACCUUAUCAGUGUAGUGAAUGUGGGAAAGCUUUCAGCCAAAAGUCACAUCACAUUAGACACCAGAGAAUUCAUACUCAUUAAAGCUCUAUGAAUGCCUUGGAUUUAGGAAAACCUUUAGCACAAUUUAUAUUUAAUAGUAUUU